AUUGCGUUGGACAUCGCAUUACUGAUGAUGACACCUAAACAUCGCCGCAGCAGCUUGGUGCGCCAGCUUCUACUCUAAUUUGACCGUGACGGUACUCGUCUCUGAGCAAACACCAUCUCACCAGCUGCCAAGUGACCGGUCCUCCUGCGACAGACGGUUCUCGCAUGUGAGCGGCGGCACGGCACAGUGGGCACAAUGCGCCGUCUCGAGCUCUUGUUGGUGGUCGCUGGCCUGCGCUUGUGCAGCGCACGUCACCACGCCUUCAGCAUCCACGAGGAUAUGCUGGCACACCCUCAGUUCGAUGUCGUAUUCUCAAACUCCUUCAUAUGGGAAGACGAGGCCUUGGCCGUCCUGCAAGGCAAGACCAAACUCACCUCGGCCACGAUAUCCUCCGAGUCGGCCCCCACCGACGCGCAUAGCUCGGUAAAGAAGACGACACAGGAAGUGCAGGACGACACGACAAGCAAACAAGAUGCGGGCAGCGACGACGACGACGACGACAGCACCGUCGUGCUCGCGGAGAAGUACGAGCUGAUCAACCACCCACCUUUCCGCUUUCUCUGCGCAACGCCUGUCCUGGCCCCGACGGCCGCGCCGAACCACACCGCUACCGAGCUCGCCAAGGCCGAGGAGGCACGCGAAGUCGAGCGCGCUGCCGCACGCGGCUGGGAGCUUAUGGGCGGCCUCGAGGGCAAGUGCCUCUUCUACCAGUCGGGCUGGUGGAGCUACACGUUUUGCUACAACGGCGAUGUCGUUCAGUUCCACGCGCUACCCCCCCAGGGCGGCGGCUCUCCGGUCCGGGACCCCUCCGCCCCAGAAUACGUUCUUGGCAGGUCGCUGCCCCAAAACGCAGACAGUUUAGUGGGGAGCGCCAAGAACGGCGGGGCUGGAGGUCGUCACGGCGGCUUUGACAUUGACGCCGCGGGCAGGGAGGAGCAGGCGGUGCUGCAGCAGAAGAGCGGAAGCUCAAAACACAUUCCCGCGGGCACGACAGAGAUGGUAGUUAAAGGAGACCAGCGCUACCUGGUGCAGCGCCUCGACGGCGGCACCGUGUGCGACCUCACCAGCCGCCCGCGCACGAUCGAGAUACAGUACCACUGCGCCCCCGGGACCACGGUCGAUAGGGUCAACUGGAUCAAGGAGGUGACGACGUGCACGUACCUAAUGAUGGUUCAGACCCCGCGCCUCUGCGAGGACGGCGCCUUCCGGCCUCCCAAGCCCGUCCGCUCGCAUCCCAUCACCUGCCGCCGCGUCGUGACUUCGGCCGAGGAGGCGCGCGGCCUGCUCGUCGAGGGCUGGGGCGGCGGCCUCCCCGAGACGGCAGCCGACGCGCUGGGUCCUCCGGUCGGCACGCGGCAGGCCCCCCAGGGCGGCGGCGGCAAGCCGCAGCGCCACCUCCGCGACUUCAAGGGCGUCAACAUCGGCGGGCAGGUCAUCGGGAGCCGCAGCAUGCUCGGGCGGUCCGAGGACGGGCAGGGCGCCGUCAAGCUCAACCCGCCGCCGCGCAGGCGGACCGGGGCGCGGGUGGCGGGCGCCGAGCCCAAUGCGCCGCAGGUGCAGGUUCUCGCCGUGGGCCAGAGCAAGGCCGAGGGCGGCCGGGUCGAGGUGGUGCUGGACCACGACCUCGAGUCGCUCGGACUAGACCCGGCCGUGGUCGAGGCGCUGCGCGACGAGCUGCAGGGCCUGGCCGCCGACCACGGCUGGAAGCUCGAGAUGGUGGACCAGCCCGGCCGCGGCGUCGAGAUCCGUGCCAUCGUGCUCGACCCGGAGCACCCGCAGUUCUUCAGCUACGACGGCUACUCGUACGAGGACACCAAGGCCGCCGCCGACGACGCCCAGGACAGCGGCAGGAGGUCCGGCGUCAGGCGGGACAAGGCCGGUAACAACGCCGCCGCUGCCGGCAAGCGCGCGCAGGACUUCCUGGAUAGCCAGGCGAAGCAGGACAGCCAGGCAGCGGAGAAGCAGAGCAAGGAAAAGCAGAGCAAGGAAAAGCAGGAAAAGGGCAGGCAGGAGAAGAAGAAGGAAGGUGCGGACGAAGCUGAAUCUGGUAGCGAAGAGCAUUUCUUUCGGAAGGACGAGCUGUGAUGGACGGCCAGAGAGAUAGUAAUGACGUCGAUGGCCUCUACAUACUUAUUCGAUUGCAUGUUACUCUUUUUCAAUAUGAAGGCCGGUGCGCAACUGGAAGCUGGCCAUUACGGCGGAUCCUUUGUCCGAAAUACGCCAUCCAUAUUUUACAGCUGCCCAAGCUCAG
Gaeumannomyces tritici R3-111a-1 is the source of this 2251-nucleotide messenger RNA. RefSeq lists its product as hypothetical. Gene Ontology annotation, biological process: retrograde protein transport, ER to cytosol; endoplasmic reticulum unfolded protein response. Lineage: Eukaryota; Fungi; Ascomycota; Sordariomycetes; Magnaporthales; Magnaporthaceae. The transcript is spliced from 2 exons. Bases 196 to 2085 code for a protein of 629 amino acids. The record is from RefSeq and is a predicted model, not a curated record. Gene Ontology annotation, cellular component: endoplasmic reticulum lumen.